This is a messenger RNA of Camarhynchus parvulus, 6693 nucleotides long. RefSeq names its product forkhead box C1 (gene FOXC1). The record is from RefSeq and is a predicted model, not a curated record. Gene Ontology annotation, molecular function: RNA polymerase II cis-regulatory region sequence-specific DNA binding; DNA-binding transcription factor activity, RNA polymerase II-specific. Gene Ontology annotation, biological process: anatomical structure morphogenesis; regulation of transcription by RNA polymerase II; cell differentiation. NCBI's taxonomy places the organism in Eukaryota, Metazoa, Chordata, Aves, Passeriformes, Thraupidae.
UUGGUCCGGCGGGGAGGGUGGGGGAAAGCUGACGGGAGGACAUGCAGGCUCGCUACUCCGUGUCCAGUCCCAACUCCCUAGGAGUGGUGCCGUACCUCGGCGGAGAGCAGAGCUACUACCGUGCCGCUGCGGCGGCGGCCGGCGGGGGCUACACGGCCAUGCCGGCCCCGAUGAGCAUGUACUCCCACCCGGCCCACGAGCAGUACCCGGCCGGCAUGGCCCGAGCCUACGGGCCCUACACGCCACCGCCGCAGCCCAAGGAUAUGGUGAAGCCGCCCUACAGCUACAUCGCCCUCAUCACCAUGGCCAUCCAGAACGCUCCCGAUAAGAAGAUCACCUUGAACGGGAUCUACCAGUUCAUCAUGGAGCGGUUCCCUUUCUACCGGGACAACAAGCAGGGCUGGCAGAACAGCAUCCGCCACAACCUCUCCCUCAACGAGUGCUUCGUCAAGGUGCCCCGCGACGACAAGAAGCCCGGCAAGGGCAGCUACUGGACCCUCGACCCCGACUCCUACAACAUGUUCGAGAACGGCAGCUUCCUCCGCCGCCGCCGCCGCUUCAAAAAGAAGGACGCCGUCAAGGACAAGGAGGAGAAGGACCGCCUGCACCUCAAGGACCAUGCCCCGCCGCGCCCGCCGCCGCCCGCCGCCGCCGCCGAGCCCGAGGGCGGCCCCGCCGGGGGCAGCGCCGCGCCGCCGCCGCCGCCCGUCCGCAUCCAGGACAUCAAGACGGAGAACGGCACGGCCUCGCCGCCGCAGGCCGUGUCCCCCCGGGCCGCGCCGCCGCUCGGCGCCGUGCCCAAGAUCGAGAGCCCCGACAGCAGCAGCAGCCUCUCCAGCGGCGGCAGCCCCCGCAGCACUCCCUCCAGCCGCUCCCUCAGCCUGGAGGCCCCCGAGCCCCCGCCGCCCCCGCCACCGCCCCCGCCGCCGCCCCACCACCACGGCCCGGGCUUCAGCGUGGACAACAUCAUGACCUCGCUGCGGGGCUCGCCGCAGGCCGCCGCCGAGCUGGGCGCCGGCCUCCUGGCCCCCGCCGCCGCCGCCCCGCGCACCGGCAUCCCGCCCGCCCUGUCCCUCGGGGGAUACUCGCCGGGACACAGCUCCGUCUACGGCUCGCCCUGCGGCCAGGCGGCCGCCGGCGCCGCCGCCGGCACCUACCACUGCAACAUGCAGGCCAUGAGCCUCUACGCGGCGGCGGGCGGCGCCGACCGGCCCGGCCACCUGCCCUCCGCGGCCGCCAGCCCCGCCGAGGACCCGCUGCCCGAGUACGCGAUGCCCUCGGGCGGCGGCGGCGGCGGCGGCGGUGGCGGGGCGGGGGGCGGCGGCGGCGGGGCGCUGGGGCACGGCGGGCUGGGCGGCGCGGCGGGCGGCCACCAGGAGGGGCACCACCCGCACCCGCACCAGGGCCGCCUGGCCUCCUGGUACCUCAACCAGGCGGCGGCGGCCGCGGCGGCGGCGGCGGCGGCGGCGGGGAGCGGCCCGCUGGCGGGCGCGGCGGGCUACGCGGGGCCGCAGCAGGGCUUCGCCGCCGCCCCGAGAGAGGUGUUCGAGGCGCCGCGGCGGGGCUGCGGCGGCGGCGGGGCGGGGGGCGGCGGGAGCUGUCAGAUGGCCUUCCCCGGCAGCCAGCCGCUCUACCGCACCUCCGGGGCCUUCGUCUACGACUGCGGCAAGUUCUGAGCGCGCCCCGUCGCGGGGACACCGCGGGAACUCAGCUCCGCUCCGCACCGCGCCGCCGGCCCUCGCAGCGCCCGCGGAGGGAAGCGAGCGCAUCGCGAAAAGCUUUUGUACAGAGACAGCCCCAAAGCAUGUCUUGGUUUGUUAAAGGACAGUGUUACUCCAAUAACACGUAAGUUUUUUUUUUCUAAUUGCUUUGAGAAAUACUUUUUUUUUCCCGGCCCCCACCCCGCGCUUUUCCCCGUCCCAUAAGGUAUUGUCAUGCCCCGUGUUUAAAAGGGAGCGAAAAGUCCGGAGUAGAGUACCAGCUUCUUUCCCCCUCCCCUUCCUCUUCUACAAGGACUUGUUUUAAAAUGUAAAUUGCGACAUAGUAAUUUAUUUUUAAUUUGUAGUUGGAUGUUGCGGACCAAACGCCAGAAAGUGUUUCCCCCUUUCCUGAAAAGUGACGUUAUAAUUGACCGAAACGCUGAUUUUUUUUUUCACUAUAUAUAAAAAGGGAAACUGUAUUAAUCUUAUUCUAUCAAUAUUUUUCUUUUUUUUUUUUUGUUGAAAAUAUUCUGAAGGUAUUGCAUUGUUUGUUUAUUAAUAAAUUACCAUUCAGUUGGAAUGAUCCUUUACACGUCUGUAUAUUUUAAUGCUUUCAUUUAGAGAGAGAGAGAGAGAAAGAAAGAGAGGGAAAAGGGAUUUCAUAACUAACUUUGUCGCUGGAACAGCUUGUUCCCCUCCGCACAAAUUCCAAAGACCAUUUAGGAACUGCCAGGUCGAAAAAUCCCUUUUCAGUCUCUUCUGCAAUAUGUUCCACUUAGUCAGCUCGCCUUAUCCGCUAGGAAAAAAAUACUUUCCCAUGGCAGCUCUGAGUUGGCAAAUAAACAAACACGUUUUCUUAGCAAUUAAUGGCAAGACCUGGAAACAUUUGACCAUACACAGUAGUAUGGCGACAUUACGUUGUUUUAAAUGAUAUGCCUAUGUAAGGAUAUAUUAAGUGAUAACUCCGAGGUAGAAGUGCAUGCACUAGAUUCCAGACCAUGUGUAACUGUAUAUGUCGAGCUAUCGAUCGCUCUGUGCGUGUUUCAAAUGUAUUUAUAUCUGGGAUUUACAUAUGUACCUAUAUUUAAAGAAGGAUUACGUAUUUAUUUAUAGUUUCAUAUACGUAUUGCAUAUUUUUCUAAACUCCAGUGUAUAGCAGAUGCCAAAUAAUCUGUAGUACGUGUACUCUUAAAUAUAAUGCCAGCAUAUAAAUUACUGCUUCUUAGAAGUGAUAGCAAAGCGUGCAAUCACAUCAGUGAAGCCGCUUCUGUAACACAUAAAGUACUAUUUUAUUUCGGGGCGGGGGGGAAAGAGUAGUAGUGUUAAAGGGUACUUGUGCAGCCUACCCUUACACCUUUAUAGCUCUGCAUUACUCCCGUCCUUCAGGGACUUCACUGGUCUGUGUCUCAAUUGUUCGGACAGAUUAUUUUUAAAAUAUUUUGUGUGGGCGAAUUUUUAUUAUAUAGUUGCUUGGGUGCUGUUUUGCUGUUUUGGUUUGGUUUUUCUUUUUUUUCUUUUUUUUUUUUUUUUUUUUUUUUUUUUUUUCUCCUCUCCUUAUCUCCCUCAGUUUUCCUCAAAACGGGAAAAAAAUUAUAAAUUACCAGGAUAGAAAAUGAGUGCUGCACAGACUGGCACCUAGUCAGAUCAAGAAUCCUACCUUCUGGACAAUUUACUAUUAAGAACCUACGGUCAAUGGGGAUCACCUUCCCCUUUUGUAAGUAACCACCAAAAUGCAAUAAAUCCAUUAACUUAAAAGAACCGGCCUUGUCAGUCAGACUUGGAAAUAAGUUUAUUUGAUUACAGAUAUUUAAGGCCUAAAAUCUGCUUUCAAGAUAAUACAGUUUCCUAUCAGAAUCUCUUAUCUAGAGGCAACACUUAGCAGUAAUUGCUGUUGCAUUGUUAAGGGUUACGCUGUAAAUAAAUACAAAAGUAUUUACAGUUCAACCUUAUUACCUCGCUUUUGAGCUGUGCUUCCUUCCAAAGCAAUAGUCCCAUGUUUAGGAAACACCUUCAGCAGAUGGAAUGAACUGAGGGGAGUGUGUCAUCUUAGAACGCGUUGGCUUAGAAUACGUUUAUUUAAGUAUGGCAUAGCCUUUGCUUUUUCGUGCUAGUACCUCUACGAAGAUUACCGGGGGCCUCGUUUACAUUUAUUUGUUUGUUAAGCUGGGUGGGAGAACCUUAAACGCUCCAUCGCUCAGUUGUGGUAAAGCUGAUGAGGAGGACGAGCAAAGUUGAGAGCCUUCGCUCCGGGGACAUGUUUUAAUUUCUGCUCCCCGUUUUUCACCAGUAAAGGGAAACAAAAUGUUACCUAUUCUCGGUCGGGCUCACUGUCUGCUCCCCAUCGUCCCUCUCCCGGUACCGAGCAGGGGGCAGCUGAACUGGCGGCUCCCGCCCACCGCCGCCUCCUUGGGAGGGGGGCUGCCGGGCCCGAGGCACGGCGGGGCUUUCACUGCCUUACGCCCCCGCUCCCCCUCGCUGGAGAGGGGACCCUCGGCGGGGCAGCUCCCUCUGCCUUGGCAGAUGGGUUUGCCAGCGGAGUGGCUGCGUAAUAAGACCAUUCCUGCCCCCCGUCAUAUAUUAAAAAAAAAUUUAAAGAAGGCAGAGGGUAGAGGCGAUUGAGUCUGCUAUUUGCCUGCUAUUUUUGUUGCGAUCAGGCGCCGGCUUUCCUGUAGUUUGGGUUUUCUCAGCGGUCUGCAGCGGUAGGGUGUUCGUGGCGAAAAUAAAUAGGGGGGAGCGCAGUUGUCAGCCCGGCUUAUUUAAUAACCCGUUGCAUUGUCAGUGGUGCUGCUCGGCUGGGGAAGCUGGGGGGGGCCGUGCGAAGCUUGAACAAGUGCCGUGUGUAAUUACUGCUAAUGCUCGCGGCGGUGCGCGGCCCUCUGCCGCGGGGCGGCCGCGUAACUUGCGCUCCCCGUGGCCCUGGCUGCGAAAGGGCGGGCGGUGUGGGCUCGGCGGCCGGGAGGGCGGCUCGCAGUCAGGGAGGGGGCAAAGGGAAACUUCCCUCUCGGUCGCAGGUAGGUCGUGUCGGGAUCUUCUGCCCCCGGAGGGGAUCCCUUUCCUGAAGUGACGUGCGUGGUGGCGGUGGAGGUCACCCCCUGCUUCUCAGUGCGACGGGCUGGCUCACCGCACACGCGUGCUUCGUAUUGAGUUUUAAAAACACUGUUUUAUUUAUAUUAUUAUCCCAAUCAUAAUCAUGAUCUUUUUUUCUCCCCCUCCCCACAGAAACUGAUCACAACGAAAAUAAGAUUAGCAGUGCUGGCUGUCCCCGCGGUAGGCAGUGGAAAGUGCGGGCUUGGCCGCGGGGGGCGGCCCGCCGGGCGCGCAGCCCGGUACCUUGGGUCCCUGCGCGACAUUGCACGGACGGGGGUCGGCAUCUCUGGGCUCUGCCGGGCCGGAGCCUUCGUCGUGAGGCAUUGUGUCUGCUGCUGGGAUGGGGAAAGGCCGAGCGGGCUCGCUAGAAACCUUCCCGGGCUGGGGCAGCGCAAUGGGAGGCACAGAGCGGACAUCUGCCCGCGGGCCACCGUGAACUGCGGGCGGUGGGGCCCAGCGUGGGGCACGAACCCUUGUUCCUCCUGUGCUUCCCUCCUCUUGCGUACAGGAUGCAAACCCGAGCGUCCCUUCUGACCUGUGAUUGUCUCCCAGCAGAACUGGGCCUGCCCUGAACGCCACAAGAGAUGCGGUGCGACCUCGCGCAGCGGUGGGCACGGGACGUGCGCCCGGGCAGCAGCUGAGAGGUGUCCCCGUAAGGCCUCGACAUCUGUGGUGGCAGCCCCUACAGCAAACGGGGACACUUGGCUCCAGCCAUGCCUGCGGAGAGGUCAUUUAGGCGCCAGGUUAGCACGGCGCUUUGUGUUGUUUUUUUUUUUUAGCUCAAACUGAUUUUUUAUUUUUCCAAACUGUUGCUUUGCUUUUCGUCUAUAAAAAAACAAACAAACAAACAAAACAAAACGAAACAGUUUGGUUUUUUUUAAAUAGAUUUGAGGAACCAUUCCAUUUUCAUGGUGGUUCUGGUGGUUUCUCGCUUGUGCUCGCUCAUCUGUCACUUAAACUGUGGAAACGUAGAAGGGAGGAAUAUUCUCCUUUCUAAGUUUCCUCCUUAGAAGUUCUUCUUAAAGUAAUUACAGUUCCUAUUAUGUUCAGUAAAGGUCAUAAUCAAAAAUAGCAGAGAAAUGCAUGCAAAUAGUAGAGAGGGCAUGGAUUAAAACCCCUUCCCUACCGCCACAGGCCAGGUCAGAUGGAGACCACGGUGGGGCUGUUUUGUGGAUGGAGACAUUUAAGGGAGUGGUUCCAAAUCGGCGUUUUAUGAUAUCUGGGGCCCUUUCUGAUAGCCAAGAAGUUCGGGAAAGGCGUUUCGAAGUUAGCGGGUAUUUUCAUUGCCGGGUUCAACUUCGUAACACUGUUGGUAACGCUGGGGCUGCAGCGUUUUGACCAGCUGCCUGUACGCUGCUCUCAACUCCCCAAAAGCACGCCACUGGAGCAGGACGAGCUUAGAGUUUCGCCCUGUCCUCUGGAGGCUUGGCUUGGCCGUUUCGGGCGAGUCGCGCUUGGCGCACGCGAAAGCUGGUGCGUGUUUUGCGGAUUUUGCGGGUUUUGCGGGAGGCAGGGCGGGAAAGGAGCGGUGGCGCACGGUCAGGGGCUGCGCGCCUCUCCGCGCCCAUGUAGAGAUGAGCGUGAGGUAAGAGUGCGCAGUCUUUAUUACGUCGUUUGAUUGCGUAGGCAAAAGCGUGUAGCGCCGAGGCGCGCACAUGGUUCCAGUGCACAGCACAGGAGAGCUGCGGUGCAGCCCCUGGAAGCUCUCCCCCGUCCGCUUCCCGAAAUAAACCAUUUCAACAGCGGCGGGUAAUCGAACAUUAGCUUUCAAUUAAUUUCACUCGUAAAGUAAUUUAAACUCCCUCGCAUACUGAGUUCAUUUUCCCUCGUCUCCCUGUGCUGGGACCAGGCGUGUUGGCUAAAUUCACUCGCACUUUGAGAUGAGCUGAUCUUUUGACUUGGUUUU